AUGCUGGACGAGGGGCCCUUCCUCCCCAAGCGGAGCUGCAGCCCCUCUCGCCUGCUGGAGCCCAGCGGAGCUGGCCGAGCAGACCCCUCCCCUGCAUGGAGCACCGCCCCCCAGCGAGGCCAAAGGGCCGAGCGCCUGCACUCCAGGAAGUCGUCUGAGGCCGGCCAUGAAGGCUUUGAGGACCCCUCCUCUGGCUUCUGGCUCCAGACCCCACGCCACACGCUGGGCAGAGGGUCAGGGGGACUCUUCCCUCUGGCUGAACCAGAGAUUCAACAGGCCCUUGUCUGGCACAGCGGAGCCCCUACUCACACAGACCUGCCUGCCUUGGCCCCGAGCCUCCACCUCCGGAAGGUCCUGGAACGCCAGCAGCCCUCGGUCUCACCCUCCCCUGGCUGCCCGGCCCUCUUCCAGGCCUGUCACUUCUAG
Molecule: messenger RNA, 426 nt
Organism: Rangifer tarandus platyrhynchus (Svalbard reindeer)
Lineage: Eukaryota; Metazoa; Chordata; Mammalia; Artiodactyla; Cervidae
Source: the annotation of a GenBank genome assembly